Hyla sarda is the source of this 4792-nucleotide messenger RNA. RefSeq names its product probable cation-transporting ATPase 13A5. Gene Ontology annotation, cellular component: late endosome membrane. Gene Ontology annotation, biological process: polyamine transmembrane transport; intracellular calcium ion homeostasis. NCBI's taxonomy places the organism in Eukaryota, Metazoa, Chordata, Amphibia, Anura, Hylidae. Bases 210 to 3665 code for a protein of 1151 amino acids. The transcript has 31 exons. The record is from RefSeq and is a predicted model, not a curated record. Gene Ontology annotation, molecular function: ATP binding; polyamine transmembrane transporter activity; ATP hydrolysis activity.
CCAGACCCAGCUCCGGAGCCAGCAGCACGGAUGGCCAAGCCGACCAAGAAGGCAUAUACAAGUAUCAAAUGAUCAACCCUGAAAAACCAGAGUUUCAAUCUCAAGGUGGAGCUUAAGAGGAUGGAAAAAGAGUGUGCACUGAAAAGUACAAGCUGUUGAGCAAGUGAAAUACCCUCAGUUCGACUGCAGGAGUGGGACAUCAGCCUACAAUGACCACACACAACAUACUCAAUGAGGGGCAAGAGAAUGAAAUGGAACUGUUUGGCUAUAAGAAAGAAAAGUGUCGAAAUAUCCUUUGCAUUAUUGGCUACAUCUUUACUUUCGGACUUCUUAAAAUCGUUUUCCAUUGGAAACCUGAGCUGGAUGUCUGGUGCCACUGUGUUUCAUGUAACUUGGAAGACGCUGAUGUAAUAUUGCUCAGAACCACAGAUGAAUUCAAGAAGUAUACUAAGAAGAAAGUAAAAUGGAUGGAUUCAGAUCCUUCACACGUUUUAUUCAAUUUUGAAUCCUCAACAAUGGAAACAUCUGACCUACAUAAGUUAUUGAUAAUGCCUGAGAUAAGGGUGGGAUACAUAAUAGUACAGAAGACUCGGUAUGUGUGGAAUCCAUCAAAAGGCUUGUUUCAGAAAAUUGGGGUUCUGGAUGAGAAUCAUUCCUGUUCUGAUAUACAUGCAAAGUAUGGUCUGGGCUUAAGUAGCGAAGAACAAAAAGCCAGACAAAAAUUGUGUGGGCCAAAUACAAUUGAAGUAGAAAUAAUCCCAAUUUGGAAGCUACUAUUUAAGGAGAUUUUAAACCCCUUUUACUUUUUUGAAGUGUAUUCACUUAGUACAUGGCUUGCAACCGGUUAUAUUGAAUAUUCCAUGGCCAUAUUACUGAUGACUAUUUUAUCUAUUCUUGCAACACUUUAUUUGUUAAGAAUGCAAUCUGUUAAACUGAGCCACAUGGUGCAAUCACACAACAAUGUUAUGGUUUCUGUGCUUCAAAGAAAUGGAGUAGUUAAAGAGAUUGAAUCCAAAUAUCUGGUACCAGGAGAUGUGAUUAUUAUAUCUGAGAAAAGGUUUUACCUACCAUGUGAUGCUGUAUUGAUAUCUGGGGCCUGUGUAAUAAAUGAAGGCAUGCUAACAGGUGAAAGUGUUCCUGUGACAAAAGUUCCUUUACCAAACCUAGAUAAUGGCAUUCCAUGGAAACUACACAGCGGAGAGCAUCAUCAAACACACAUGCUCUUUUGUGGGACAGAAGUUAUAAAGACAAAACCCCCUCCUGAUGGCUCUGUCAAAGCUGUGGUCUUAAAAACAGGGUUCAACACUGCAAAAGGAGACUUAGUUCGUUCCAUUCUCUAUUCAAAACCAUUGAAUUUUAAACUUCACAGAGAGGUGUUGAAAGUCCUCAUUGGAUUAAUGGUGCUUUCUGUUAUUGGAGUUAUUUAUACAAUUGUGAUUUCUUCAAUCAACGGAGCUACAGCAAGGGAUUUGAUAAUAAUGGCUCUGAUCAUGGGCACUGUUGCAGUUCCUGUCUCUUUACCUCCAGCUUUGACCAUCUGCACCCUUUACUCACAAACUCGCUUAAAAAAGCAGGGGAUAUUUUGCUUCAGUCCUCAACGGAUUGUUAUGUGUGGACAGUUGAACCUUUUCUGUUUUGACAAAACAGGUACAUUAACAGAAGAUGGCUUAGAUUUGUGGGGCAUUGUUCCUUCAGAAGGGAACAGUUUUCAGGAAGCAGUGUCUUUUGUUCCUGGCUGGACUUUAGCAUGGAGUCCUUUGAUUGGAGCAAUGGCCAGCUGUCAUUCAUUGGUUCUAAUGGAUGGAAAAUUACAUGGAGAUCCACUAGACAUCAAGAUGUUUGAAGGAACAGGCUGGGACCUGAAGGAAUCCAAAUCAAAUGAAAAAUCUAGUUCAUAUUCCAUUGUAACACCAGGAUCAUGGAUACUAAAUGUACCAUUCAAGGGAUUUUGUAUUUUUUGCCAAUUCCCCUUCUCCUCAAGUCUUCAACGCAUGUCUGUUAUUACCAAGGCAAUAGGAGAAAUGAAAUUCUUCGUUUUUAUGAAAGGAGCUCCAGAGAUUGUAGUUCAGUUUUGCAAGAAAGAAACAGUGCCAGACAAUUUUUCUUGCAUCCUCGACUACUAUACGAUGCAAGGUUUUCGUGCCAUUGGCAUUGCAUAUAAGGAGUUUACAUCUAAUGCAAAUAUUGAUGUGCAGACCUUACCAAGAGAAGAAGUGGAGAAUGAGCUUCAGUUUCUUGGCUUUUUGAUAAUGGAAAAUAAACUCAAAUAUGAAACUAAACCAGUCCUUUGUGAACUUAGAACUGCAAACAUAAGAACAAUCAUGGUCACAGGUGACAACCUUCAAACGGCUUGUACAGUGGGACUGGACUCUGGAAUGGUACCUGAUUCUUCCAGAUUACUCAUGCUGGAAGCCAAUGAGCCUGAUGGAGGAGAAACAGAAUCAUUUACAGUCCAGUCAGUGGAAAGCAACAGAGACAAAUCACAAACACAAAAUAAAACCAAAAUAACUAAAGCCUCUGAUAUUAUUUGGGAUUUUAAUUCAAGUGUGGGAAAAUAUUAUUAUGCAAUGAGCGGGAAAACAUAUGAAGUUAUAAAGCAACAUUUCCCUACUAUAGUACCAGAGAUUCUUCUCAAUGGAACUAUUUUUGGCAGAAUGACCCCAAAGCAAAAAGCUGGCAUCAUAGAAGAUUUGCAGAAAGCUGACUAUUAUGUCGGCAUGUGUGGAGAUGGAGCAAAUGAUUGUGGGGCCCUCAAAAUGGCCCAUGCUGGAAUAUCCUUAUCUAACUUAGAAGCCUCAGUGGCUUCCCCCUUUACAUCCACUAUCCCAAAUAUUGAAUGUGUGCUUAAACUACUAAAAGAAGGAAGAAAUGCAUUUGUUACUUCUAUAAGCUUGUUCAAAUACCUUAUUAUGUAUACCCUUAUUGAGCUUGUUUGUAUGUUGCUUCUCUUCUGGAAACAAACAUGGCUUGGAAAUUACCAAUAUUUGAUGCAGGACAUUGCCAUCACAGUCACAGUCAUGCUAACAAUGAGUAUAACUGGCCCUGCUUCAAAGCUAGCCCCUUAUAGACCUGCAAUGAGUCUUUUUUCUCCACCUUUACUACUUUCGGUGGUUUUGCAUAUUUCAUUCACCAUUAUAAUACAGACCAGUGCCUUCUUCUUUGUGCAACAGCAACCAUGGUACAAUGAAAGUAAUGUUUUCAGUGCUUGCCUACUGCAUGAUGAAUUUUUUGUCAAUGAAACAGUGAUAAUGCCACACAGACAAUCUCAGAAUUUCCUGACCACGACUUUGUGGCCUGUAAGUGGGAUACACCUCAUCAUUGUCGAAUGUGUGUUUUCUAAAGGAAGGCCUCAUAGAAAACCGAUGUAUACAAACUAUAUAUUUUGCACACUUAUUUUUGCCCAACUGGUUUCCUUUUUAUUUAUCCUGUUUGCUGAUUUUGAACCUCUUUACCAUACCAUGGAGCUUGUCUGCACUCCCUAUUACUGGAGAUUAGAAAUCUUAGGAAUGCUGAUCGUACUUUUCGCUGCUUCCUACAGUGUAGAGGUCUUUGUGUACAACAGGAAACUUUGGUUGGUCAUAAAGAAGAUUUUUGGUUAUAAGUCAAAGAGCCAGUACAAGAAAAUACAGAGGGCUUUGGAGAAACGUACAGACAUCUCUAUAUAAAGGGAGAGAAAAUAUUAGUGUAUCUGUUCUAGCCUUUUGGAAUACAUAUAAUUACUAUAUAUUCGUAAAGACACUCUCUCACCAGGUUUACAGAGACUCUGUUAACGUCAAAACCCUAAACUAAAUCAUAAGUAAAUAGGUUCAAAGACUCUGACACGAAUCUGUAAUUUUUUAUCUCUUUAUCUACUUGCCUUCCCUAAUGCAACCCUGCAAAUGGAGGAGUUUAUAUUUCUGAGCUAAAUAGUCUUAUUUAUGAAUCUAUAUGCUCAGUGAAAAAAAAAUAUAUACUACCGGUAAUUCAAAAUGAGCGACUUUUCUCCUAUUUAUGUAUUAUUUUUGUUUUGCAGGUUGUGCAGGCGACAAAUGUCAUUUUAGACGUCCUAUAUAAGGACAACGUGAAUUAGUAACUGUAAUGCUGAUUACACCAAUGUAUUAAGGGCAUCUUCAAUGCAGCAUUAUUUUUUACCCAGGAUGCAAUAAGAUGCACGUGCUCACUAUUCCUGCAGAUUUAUGAGCUGCCUCUUCCCUAACCUACAGGCUGCUUAUUGACAGUUCGCUGUCUAUACUGUGUAUAAAUAGAUACCUGUCAGCAGUGAAUGGGUGAGGAAGUUGACGGUAUACUUGGCCUACUGCAAAGGUGAUUUCUUCUGGCUUCAGGACAUAGGGUGAAAGAAACGUUGUACAGCAUUGUACUCAAGGCCUCUGUGACUAGGUUAUGGGGCCCUCAGAUAGGCCAGCAUACACCUGGUAAUUGCCUAUAACUAUGAAAGCAAUAAGUUAUGCAUACUGUUAUAAAGUGUUGUAUUGUUAUUCUUGUAUACAGUAACACUCAGAAAGUCUCUGUACUUAACAUACAGUUUUAGUUCAAAAAUUGCUCCAAUGUAAUGUUAUGCUCCCUUUUUAUUUUCUUCCUUAUGAAGAAUGAAGUGAUGAGCAAGUACGACUACGAGUGCAUUGUCAGCAAACAAUGUAUAUUAAUGUUUUUUAUUUUUUUUAUUUUUUUAAAUAGGAAUCUUAUUUUGAAUUGUAUUUAAAAGUGAUUGGAGAAGACAUGAACUGGAAGAAAUUGUGACAUUUUGACAUUGAUUUAGAAAAUAUGACUGGUCAUACAAAAAAAACAACUCUUU